CUGGCAAUUGUCCUUGUUGCAGUGAUGACAGUCACCACCUACCAGAGCGCAUACUGCAGUUUGGCUCAUUGGGCUACAGCAUCCUAUGUCGAUGCCAAGGUUGGCGGAAUGGUCAGCGACAAGGAGGGUAUGAAGCCAUGCUUUGGGUAUCUUUGGGUUGUACCGGAUCCCUUGAGCUCAGCGUCCUCCGUGCACAAGACGCGUCAGACAAGGCCACGUUUGCAGCGGUCAAAGAGCGACUCUACAGUUGGCCAAAGGAAGCAUCAAGCUGUACUGUGCAACUCGUGGAAUCCUUUCGUCGCUCGGGAGCUGCCACGGGGCAAAUUCUGUAGCUUUCCACAGAAGAUCACGAAGUUUCCCUUCAUCGGCAUCGAUCCCUUAGGCUUCACCUCUUAUGGCCAGGAGAAAGCUCGUGCACGCGCUUUCCCAGCCGGCUCCGAUGCUGUCUAUGGUUCGCCCUCGCGUCAGGUUUGAUGCAGGACAUGUCAAAGACUUUCAGUUUGCAAGCUGAAAUGGGCCGCGGCAAGAUUCUCACGCGCUCAGCGAGCAGAUUAUGGUAGAUAGGAAAAUGCUUAAAAUGCAGAGGUGCCAACCCACUGCAAGUCACUAC
Messenger RNA from Cladocopium goreaui, 610 nucleotides. The record is from the annotation of a GenBank genome assembly. NCBI's taxonomy places the organism in Eukaryota, Dinophyceae, Suessiales, Symbiodiniaceae.